GACAAGGGUGUUGUGUGAAACUUGACUUGAAUGUUUAAUGACGGGGGCCUUUUGGCAGGCACCCGACAGAACUCGAUCACUCUGCCAGUGGCUCGCAUCUGCGUAAUAUCUUAAAGGCAGCCAGGAGAGGGAAAGGUUGCAGAGCGCGUGGAAGAUUUGUGCCACGUGAAACGUUUAUCCACCGUGCUGCUACAAGGAACGGGAGCAACUCGUCAGCCACCAUGCGUACGAUCGUGGCGCUUGCCUUGAGCGCCACUUUGCUGUUUUUAAUGGCAGAGUCGACUCCGAUCCUGACGCAGGAGCAGGCCAACCAGAUUCUGCGCAGCAAGCGCAGCCCCCCGGACCACGGCUACCCCAACCCCAAGGCUGGGCACGCCGAUGAGCCGAUGCGGGAGUACCUGAUGCACCUGCAGGUGCUGGAGGCGCGUGUGGAGGAGCGUAACCUGGAGCACUGGCUCAACCCGCACUGCCUGCCGCACUGCAACCGCAACUACGUGCACCCGGUGUAGACGGACGCCCGGCACGCGCCACUCCCGUGCCAAGGAGAAGGGAGAGGGGGGGGGCUCACUGUGCCAAGACCGACGGAAGAUGUGAGAAGAAGAAGUCCCCGCGCGCGGUGAAUAACCGCGCGCGAACGCUUCGACUUUGUGAUCGCUCAACUCGAGCUCACGCUGGGUGAGAGGCGUUCACACGGGGCGAGGCCAGUUCAUGUUUUGUCAUUAUUCAGCGCAUAAUGCAAUGUGCACAAAUAUACGUGGUAUUUUUUCCAGGGUUUCUCAAACUCCAGUCCUUGCGAGCCACCACGUUUACCGAUUCACCAACUUGCUCAUUCCAUUCAAAUACAAAUGUACUCGUUUCACCCUGCACGAGUCCGAUGAUUAUUUAACACGUCCCACGUGCCGCGAAAUAUGCAAUUAACGCUGGCUGGGUCACGUGGAACACGUGCACACACGGACACGAAAACACGUGUACACACACGUAUACACGCACACUGAGAUUUCAAUCUUGAUUUGAAUCGCCUCUUAACGCAGAUAGCGUUACGUGGAACGUGUUUAACAAUCAUGUGGCUUGUACAGCGUGGAACGAGUUCACGUGUAUAUGAACGGGAGGACUAAAUUGGUAAACAUGACUGCUGGAGUUUGGGAAACGCUGCAUUAUUCACUGCAUAAUUACAUAUUUUUAUCACGCAUAAAUCAAUGUUCACACUAUACAUUUAUAAUAUACUAGGGUGAUCCAUUAUAGUUCACUGAAUUCUAACGACCCUCUUGCUUCGGUCUGAACGUGUUUGUAAGCAAAUAAGACUAGCUACGUCAGACAAGGUGCAUCGGCAGAGUGCUUAAUGAUGGAAUGAGUCGAUUGUGAUUGGUGGGAGAACGGUGUAGAGGCUCUGAAUAACGAUGUAGUUGUAUCUGUCAUUUAUCCCUGUCACCCUUCACAGUAGUGCUAGUCAACGUCUUGGGAAGGCCUUUAUCCAGCAGUGGAUCGAUCAUGGCUGCUGUUGAUUAUUAUUUUCAAAGGAUAUCUAUAAAUUGGAUCUCCCUGUAUAUUUACAUAUUUUUAAUGGCUCAAAUAUGUACUAUAACCCUAAUGUUUAUCUAACAUAGUCUUUUUUUGUAUCUCGUGUUACAGCAGAAUGUGUUGUGGAAAAUGUAUCAUUCUUUUAAAAUACAUUCAUAACAAUUGUCA
This is a messenger RNA of Lethenteron reissneri (Far Eastern brook lamprey), 1686 nucleotides long. It is a transcript of the gene C26H17orf67, whose product is annotated as chromosome 26 C17orf67 homolog. Lineage: Eukaryota; Metazoa; Chordata; Hyperoartia; Petromyzontiformes; Petromyzontidae. The record is from RefSeq and is a predicted model, not a curated record.